This is a messenger RNA of Metopolophium dirhodum (rose-grain aphid), 885 nucleotides long. Its product is annotated as THAP domain-containing protein 1-like. Lineage: Eukaryota; Metazoa; Arthropoda; Insecta; Hemiptera; Aphididae. Bases 1 to 885 code for a protein of 294 amino acids. The record is from RefSeq and is a predicted model, not a curated record. The transcript has 5 exons. Gene Ontology annotation, molecular function: sequence-specific DNA binding.
AUGGUUUUGUCAUGUUUGGCUUUUGCAUGUACCAACAGGUGGAGCAAAGAAAGUAAAUUAAAGUCUAUUCAAUUCCAUAGAUUUCCACUCAACAAACCAGAGUUACUACAAAAAUGGGUGAAAAUGAUCAAAAGAAAAGAUUUCAUUCCUACAAAAUACUCUUUUAUAUGCAGUGAACAUUUCAUACCUGAGGACUAUCAAAUUCGCCCUGCAGCAAGUGUGAGACUAUUGAAAGAAGACGCUUAUCCUAGAAUAUUCAAUGGUUUUCCUAAGUAUUUACAAGAAAAAAUGCCUGUUAAACGCUGUCUGCUUAACAGAAAUGAAUUUAAACAUACUUUGAAGCAGCUAUUAUUUACAAGAAAUAUAACAGUUGAGAGUGGUAACUGUUGUGAUUUUGAUGCACUUGAAGAUGACAUUUUAGAAUUUCGCUCUGAUAAAAGAAGUGUAAGGAGUGUACAGGAAGAAACAACAUUUGAUGAUGAUGAAACAUUAACAGAACAUCAAUCUGAUCAUAUUUAUGCAAACAGUUUAACAUUUACUUCUUCUGUUAAUAGAAGAAAACUGUUUAUUGUUUCAAAGGCUAUUUCUUUGAUUGUUCAACAUUUAGAAAAAUCAUUUCAAAAUAUUGUUGUAAAGGAAAAAGCAUUACAUAAAAAUGUAUCCUUAAAUAUUUUUGAGUGUGCUAAGAGAAGCAUACUAGCUAAAAUGAUCCAUUGGGAUUCAAAAAUACUUCCAGCCCUUACCGGAAAGAAUAAUGUUGAUCGUUUGCCAAUUAUUUCAACAGUCAUGAAUGUUGAACAACUUCUUGAAGUCCCGCAAAUACCUUCUGGGACAGGAUAUGAAAUAUCUUCAGCUGUGUAUGAUACUUUACAAAAAUGGUCAUAA